GCAGAGCGCGCACUCUCGGCGGUGCACACGCCGCUCCAACUCUCAGGCGCGCGGGGUGCGUCCGCCCGCCGCCGCCCCGGCACCGGGAGGCAGAGCGAGCGCUUUGUCCGCACGCCCGCCCGGGACUCUGCCCGGAGGAGGCAGCCGCGCCGAGUCCCCGCCUCCGCCUCUGCCCCCGGGCGGGCCGGGCCGGCCGCGGUGGGGGGAGCCAGGCUGAGGGCGAGGGUGGGGGCGGGGGCGGGCGCGGGCGCAGGAGGAGAGAGGAGGGCAGCCGAGGCGGCGGGAGCGCCGGGUGCCGGGCCGGGGGAGCCGCGGGCUCUCGGGAAGACGCGGAUGAUGAACAAGCUGUACAUCGGGAACCUGAGCCCCGCCGUCACCGCCGACGACCUCCGGCAGCUCUUCGGGGACAGGAAGCUGCCCCUGGCGGGACAGGUCCUACUCAAGUCCGGCUACGCCUUCGUGGACUACCCCGACCAGAACUGGGCCAUCCGCGCCAUCGAGACCCUCUCGGGUAAAGUGGAAUUGCAUGGGAAAAUCAUGGAAGUUGAUUACUCAGUCUCUAAAAAGCUAAGGAGCAGAAAAAUCCAGAUUCGGAACAUCCCACCUCACCUGCAGUGGGAGGUGUUGGAUGGACUGUUGGCUGAGUAUGGGACUGUGGAGAAUGUGGAACAAGUCAACACAGAUACAGAAACUGCUGUUGUCAACGUCACCUACACAACAAGAGAAGAGGCAAAGAUAGCUAUUGAGAAGCUAAGUGGGCAUCAGUUUGAGGACUACUCCUUCAAGAUUUCCUACAUCCCCGACGAAGAGGUGAGCUCCCCCUCACCCCCUCAUCGAGCCCGGGAACAAGGCCACGGGAGCUCUUCUCAGUCCAGACAGAUUGAUUUCCCGCUGCGGAUCCUGGUCCCCACCCAGUUUGUUGGUGCCAUCAUCGGAAAGGAGGGCUUGACCAUAAAGAACAUCACUAAACAGACCCAGUCCCGGGUAGACAUCCACAGGAAGGAGAACUCUGGGGCUGCAGAGAAGCCUGUCACAAUCCAUGCCACCCCAGAAGGGACAUCUGAAGCAUGCCGCAUGAUUCUUGAGAUUAUGCAGAAAGAGGCUGAUGACACCAAGCUGGCUGAGGAGGUUCCUCUGAAAAUCUUGGCCCACAACGGCUUUGUUGGAAGACUGAUUGGCAAAGAAGGCAGAAAUCUGAAGAAAAUUGAACAUGAGACAGGGACCAAGAUAACCAUCUCAUCCUUGCAGGAUUUAAGCAUAUAUAACCCGGAGAGAACCAUCACCGUGAAAGGCCCCAUUGAAGCCUGUGCCAGUGCUGAGAGAGAGAUCAUGAGGAAGCUGCGUGAGGCCUUUGAAAACGACAUGCUGGCUGUUAAUCAACAAGCCAAUCUGAUCCCAGGGCUGAACCUCAGUGCACUUGGCAUCUUUUCAACAGGACUGUCCGUGCUUCCGCCACCAGCAGGGCCCCGUGGAGUUCCCCCCAGUCCUCCCUAUCACCCCUUUGCUACCCACUCCGGAUACUUCUCCAGUCUGUACCCUCAUCACCAUUUCGGCCCAUUCCCGCAUCAUCACGCCUACCCCGAGCAGGAGACUGUGAGUCUCUUCAUCCCAACUCAGGCUGUGGGUGCUAUCAUCGGGAAAAAGGGGGCACACAUCAAACAGCUGGCUCGGUUUGCUGGUGCCUCCAUCAAGAUCGCUCCAGCAGAAGGUCCGGAUGUCAGUGAGAGGAUGGUCAUCAUCACCGGGCCCCCUGAAGCCCAAUUCAAGGCUCAGGGACGGAUCUUUGGGAAACUGAAAGAAGAAAACUUCUUUAAUCCCAAAGAAGAGGUGAAGCUGGAGGCCCACAUCCGAGUUCCCUCGUCGACAGCUGGCCGGGUGAUUGGCAAAGGCGGUAAAACCGUGAAUGAGCUGCAGAACUUGACAAGUGCAGAAGUUAUCGUGCCUCGUGACCAAACGCCAGAUGAGAAUGAGGAAGUGAUCGUCAGAAUUAUCGGGCAUUUUUUUGCUAGCCAGACUGCACAACGCAAGAUCAGGGAAAUUGUACAGCAGGUGAAGCAACAGGAACAGAAAUACCCUCAGGGAGUCGCCCCACAGCGCAGCAAGUGAGGCUCCCACAGACACCAGCAAACAACAGAUGAAUGUAGCCCUCCCAACACCUGACAGACGAGACCAAACAGCCAGCAGAUCGGGAGCAAACCAAAGACCAUCCCAAGGAGUGAGCAGUCUGCAGAGCAGCCAGGGCCUGCAGACCCCUACACAUCCUGGGAUCCAGGAGGGCACAGGGAAGGCCAGGUUCUCCAGAAACACCGCUUGGCCUACCCCCAGCUUCCCCUGGCUUCUGCAGGCGUAGCAGCCAUCCACUGCCCAUCCAACUCAGAUUUCUCCUCCGCUCCCAGGACGGCAUCCCUUUCAGCUGAACUAACAUAGGUGAACAUGCUCAAAGCAAAGCAAAAUUCCUAGCCGUUUCUUUGUUGUGGAAAGUUGUCUCUGUACAUGUAUGUACAAAUCAGAAGGGGAAGGAUGUUAAGAAAUGUGGCCUGUGGGUUACACAGGGCGCCGGCAACAUUAAUAUAUUUUAGAAAUAAUAUAUCAAAUAACUCAACUAACUCCAAUUUUUACUCAGUGAUUAAUUUUGUUUUCUUUUUGAAGAGAAAGCAGGCUUUUUUAGACUUCAAAGACUAAGGUCUUAGGUGAGGUCCAUUGGUAUAGAAAGGAACUUUGAGCCACCCACACAAAAUUCACUUGGAGGGAACUCUCUCUUGUCAAGGACACUUAAUGGCAGUUGUGGGUCACCUGUGUCUGUCAACAGAAGGGAUACCGUCCCUGAGGAGGGGCCCUAGGCCCUGUCACCUGUUUAUCCCAUACACCCAUUUCUCGGCUUCACAGGUUUUAAACUGGUUUUUUUUUUUUUUUUUUACUUUUUUUUCAUAUUGCUAUAUAUUUCUGUCUAUCUCCCUCCCCUUCCUUCCUCCGUUCUCUACCCAAAAUUCUUUUGAAUCCCUUCCUUUUUCUGCUCCCCAUAUCUAUCCACCCCUCCCCCACCCCAGGCAAAGCAGUGCUCUGAAUACCAUACCACACACAAGGAACAAACGCGAACCACACAGACCAGCCUCACCUCACACUUGGUUACUCAGGCGAACAAGAGUCGGCGCUACUUGUCCUAGCAUUUGGAAGAGGAAAGCAGGAACCCAGCAAACAAACCAGCCAACCAGACACAGAAAAACUCCACAAAGAAAGAAUGUACUUUCCUUUUACAUCUUGGUAUAUAAGCCAUCAACACUUAGUGAAAUUAUUUCUUUCUUUAAAAAUUUAAAGCGCAGGAAAAUAGCAAUUUAUACAAACGAGGUUGUUGGCCCAGGGCGUUAAAUUUACAUUUUUUUUUUUUUAAUGAGAAAAACACACAAAUAAAGCUACCUCAGGUGUUUUUUACCUCAGCACCUUGCUCUUGUGUUUCCCUUAGAGAUUUUGUAAAACUGAUAGUUGGAGCAUUUUUUAUUUUUUUAAUAAAAAUGAGUUGAAAAAAAAAAAAGAUGAACUGCCAGCCCAGAGCAGGCGACAGCCCAGGUGUGCAACAGCACUUCUGUCUUCCGCUAGCCCAGAGCCUACGUGGCCUUCUUGUGGACAAACCUAAAAUGUUUAUUUUUUAAAAAACGACAAAGAAAAACAGAGACUAUUGGAGCCGUCCUGAAUUUCAAUAGGGUACGUGCCGUGAGGACUUUUGUGCUGAAGGAUGACCACGUCCUGGUUAUGUGGAGAAACCAUGACACUACCAGACUGCGAUGCCGGUUUCCUCUACUGCAAACAGUGUUCUGUGACAAAAAGAAAAAAAAAAAAGAAAAAAAUAUAUCCAAGCUAACAAGA
Messenger RNA from Grammomys surdaster, 3861 nucleotides. It is a transcript of the gene Igf2bp2, whose product is annotated as insulin like growth factor 2 mRNA binding protein 2. The record is from RefSeq and is a predicted model, not a curated record. Gene Ontology annotation, cellular component: nucleus; cytosol; cytoplasm. Bases 334 to 2106 code for a protein of 590 amino acids. NCBI's taxonomy places the organism in Eukaryota, Metazoa, Chordata, Mammalia, Rodentia, Muridae. Gene Ontology annotation, biological process: regulation of gene expression; nervous system development. Gene Ontology annotation, molecular function: mRNA 3'-UTR binding. The transcript is spliced from 16 exons.